Molecule: messenger RNA, 753 nt
Organism: Tupaia belangeri chinensis (Chinese tree shrew)
Lineage: Eukaryota; Metazoa; Chordata; Mammalia; Scandentia; Tupaiidae
Gene: CST3
Product: cystatin C
Exons: 3
Coding region: 85-504 (139 amino acids)
Cellular component (GO): cytoplasm; vesicle
Molecular function (GO): cysteine-type endopeptidase inhibitor activity
Source: RefSeq, a predicted model, not a curated record
GCGCCGCGGUGGGGCGGAGGGCCCCGGCAGCCUCGGGAUUGUACCCAGUGCUGCUGUCUUUCUCCGCCGGAGUCCGAGCACGCCAUGGCCCAGCUCCUGCGCCUGCCGCUGCUCCUGCUGGCCGCCCUGGCCGUGACCCUGGCCAUGGCCUCUAGCAACCAGAUGGGCAUGGUGGGCGGCUUCUCGGAUGCUGACCCCCAGGAGAAGGGCGUCCAGCGCGCUCUGGCCUACGCCAUCAGCGAGUACAACAAGGCGAGCAACGACGCGUUCCACAGCCGCGCCCUGCGCGUGGUGCGCGCCCGCAAGCAGGUCGUGGCUGGGAUGAACUACCUCUUGGACGUGGAGCUAGGCCGGACCACGUGUACCAAGGCUCAGCCCUACCUGGCCGACUGUCCCUUCCAUGACCAGCCGCACCUGAAGAAAGUGCUCUGCUCCUUCCAGAUCUACUCCAUCCCCUGGAUGAACAAAAUCUCUCUGACCCACUCCAACUGCGAGAGUGCCUAGAGGUCUGCGCCAGACCCUGCCGACUGCCUCCCACUUCUGUCCUGAUAGUACCUCAACCCCUGACUUGGUGGCCCUGGCCCUGGUGGCCGUCUCGGUGUGCCAGCAUUGGGAGACACAGAGAAGGUCUCGCAGGGCCCUUUGGGGAGCUGAGUGGCUCCAGCCCUCGUCCUGUGGUUGCUUCAGUAGGCCAGCACGUGGUGCGCGUACUGCUCCUCCUUACUCAAUAAACGGUUGUCAGCUCCCUCUCAA